Messenger RNA from Pseudomyrmex gracilis, 1636 nucleotides. Its product is annotated as protein-L-isoaspartate(D-aspartate) O-methyltransferase-like. Gene Ontology annotation, cellular component: cytoplasm. Gene Ontology annotation, biological process: protein modification process. Gene Ontology annotation, molecular function: protein-L-isoaspartate (D-aspartate) O-methyltransferase activity. The transcript has 6 exons. The coding region runs from base 320 to 1093 and encodes 257 amino acids. The record is from RefSeq and is a predicted model, not a curated record. Lineage: Eukaryota; Metazoa; Arthropoda; Insecta; Hymenoptera; Formicidae.
UUAUGUAAAAUACAUAUUUUUAAAAUUAGUUCAUCAAAUUGUUUUUAUUGACGUUCCGUUAUUUUUUUGCGGGGGGCGGCGUUUAAAUGCGUGUCGCGGACAGCUUCGUAUCGACGACUCUCUCGUGAACGGGAUAGUUUCGGUGUGUGCCGAAUCGAUAGUGGGUGCAUCAGCUGUUUCCCCGUACAUCUAUACUCCCCCCCCCUUCCUCUUUCCUCUCUCGCUCUCGCGCUAGCAAUGCACCUUUUGUAUCGCUACCUGUAUCCUCACGGCCAUAUUUAGGCGAGCAUACAAUAGGAAUGAGGACGUUUCGCGAUAAAUGAGGCCUUCCUCGAAUCUUCGCAGAUUUCUCCUUCUUCGACUGGUAGAGCCUGUGGAUCGCCGUCUACGAAGCAUGGCAUGGCACUGCAACGGCACUACGAAUCAAGAAAUGGUGAACAAGCUGAAAGAUGCUGGCAUCUUGGCAACGGACAAGGCAGAGGCUGCCAUGCUCGCUGUUGACAGAGCGAAGUAUUGUCACGAAUCGGAUCCUUAUCUUGACCGUCCUAGAAGAAUUGGUUACAACGUGACCAUCAGUGCCCCGCAUAUGCAUGCGUAUGCGUUAUCGAUUCUCUCGGAUCAGCUGAUCGACGGGGCCAGGGCGCUCGACGUCGGCUCAGGUUCGGGCUAUUUAUCCGCCUGCAUGGCCUUCAUGGUGGGCCCGCGCGGUCGCGUAAUCGGCGUCGAACAUAUCCCCGAACUCAUAGAAAUCUCCACUAGGAACGUGCGCGAGGACAAUCCACAUUUUCUUAAAGAAGGUCGCAUCAAAUUUGUCGUGGGAGAUGGCAGAUUGGGAUACGCCGUCGACGGUCCUUACAACGCUAUACACGUUGGAGCAGCGGCUGACACUUUACCACAAGAGUUGAUAGACCAACUUGCUCCUGGAGGUCGACUGAUCUGUCCGGUCGUGGCUAUAGAAGGUUUCCAAAGGUUUCAAGAUCUUCUGCAAGUGGAUAAGAGCACCGAUGGCACGGUUACGAAGAAAAAGCUGAUGCAAGUUUCUUACGUUCCGCUCACGGAUCCCUCUUCUCAGUUGCGUAACCAGAAUUUUUAGACCGAAUGUCCGAGAAGAGAACGCACGAGCACGCGCGCGAUUUAAAACAAAACAAAUUGCCCGUGAAAUCUCGUCAACAAAGAGGAUAUUCGAGAGAUGUUGUAAAUUAAAUUCAUUCGCAUCACUUAUAGAAAAAAAAAACAAAAAAAUACAAUUUUGUUUUCCAAUUGCAAAGACAUUUAUUUGCAUAAUAAUUAAACAUUUAAAUUAUAUAUUUAAAUUAUAUAUUUUGCAUAUACACACAAACACACACACGCAUGUGUGUGUAGUAAUAAUUUCCUUACACAUCCACUCUUUACGUCCACUAUUUAUAUUAUAAAAUAAUAAUGUUAUAUAUAUAUAGGAGUUGUGUACAAUCGCGACUGUUUGUCAUUGUGUGUGACUCGAUAUAAAUGUACAAUUUGUUAUCAGAAUUCUCUAUUUAAAAUAUUGCGAUACACAAAUGUACUCACUCUUUUAUUUUGUAAAUGUUACGAUUUAUACAUUGAAGUCUAAUUCUUGUGGCAACAAAAGAGAAAUAAAUAAAAACAUCUGUUUAUUUAA